Molecule: messenger RNA, 555 nt
Organism: Strongylus vulgaris
Lineage: Eukaryota; Metazoa; Nematoda; Chromadorea; Rhabditida; Strongylidae
Source: the annotation of a GenBank genome assembly
AUGGCGCUUACUUCUUCGCGUUUUAUCAAACUUUAUUCAGCUGUUGAUAGUGCAUGGGGUGGACAAAGUACUCUCCGGGUAGUUAAUUAUUUCAUCCCACGCGAUGGUCUACCGCCCCAUCGUGGCGCAGGGGUGACUCUGGGUGUCAAAUUGCGAAGUACAGCGGUUAUUUAUAGCACUUUCUCCAAAGCUGAGAAGGAGUUCGACGUUUCCGGCUCCCCAGAUGCCCAGAUAAGAGUAGGCCAUGCCAGAAGUAACAUCGUCUUGCUGAAUCAGUUGCUAGGUGGUUCCCUGAUCCACACGAGGUCAGCGAAUGCCUAUGGUGAAUGUGGUAGGACCUGUAAGACGGACGUGAGGCAGCUGAGUGAUGGCGCGCUCAUCAUUCGUGGUGAGAAAGUUCCAUUACGGAACGAUGGAGGCGUUGGAUUUGUCGUGCACCCAUCUGUUGUCCAUCUUGUCGUUUCGCAUGAGUUCCUUUCACCUCCCCUGGCUAUCCUUCAACUCCGUCCCCUGCAUUGGAAAACCAUUACUAUCAUCAACGGAUGCUUUUUAUGA